UCAGCCAAUCCUCUCUGUGUGAGGGGCUUCAGCAUCAUGAUAUUUAACAAACCCACCCUGACCAUCCGACAAAGGUAUUUCCUCAAGCGCCUGUCAAAGGGCGAGCAUCACCUGAGCUGGAUGUUCAUCAAGAAACGCUGAAACUUUCUCCAAAAAACAUCACAUUUGUCGACGGAAGGAGGUGCGAUGCCACACUUUUCUCGAAACCUGCCAAGGCAUGCCAUGCGUCUCAUCGCUUUCAACGACUGAACACCUUUGAUUUGUACCGGAUAAGAAGCGCAAAUGAACUUGUGCAGCUGUGAAAGAGAGCUCGCGCGUUGUGUGAAUAGAUGUUUUCGUCGUACACUGAGAUGGACCGCGGCAGCGCGAACACGCACUUUUGUGGAUAAUUUCUCUGACGAGGUUUCACUUAAUUAUAGGCUAUUUCGCAAAUGUCUGCAGCUAUUCAAUGUUAAAAUACACUAUGAGUGAUUGUGUCGGAGAUUGCUCUGACGUCUCAAGUAGUGACUUUACGGGUGGAAUUUAAUCGCGAGCGCACGUAAAUAACGGGAUUAUUGCUUCGCAUGGAUGUGGAUGAGCGCUGCGCUAAAUAAACCCUACUUUCUGCCCUUAAACUGGCAAAUAAAAACGAAAUUGUUACAUGUGUUCUUCUCAUAAAAUUGGGAGCCCGUGUUUUUCAUACUGUUGGCGAUGUAGUGCGCUUGCUCACUUUUAUCCCUGCCUUUCCAAACAAGUCUUUUCUUGAACAGGAGACCCUGAAGAUGAUCCUCUUUAGAAAAUUCCGCGUCUUGAUUCUGAUGGUGUUUCUUAUAGCCUGCUCUAUGCACAUUAUGAUAGACUUGUUACCGAGGCUGGAGAGACGGAGCAGUAGCGCGUGCUCGUGCUCACACAAACCCAGCGAAGAGCCGCAGAACUGGGCUAAGCAUCGAGCCAAGCCGGGACCAGAGUCCGGCUGGCCUAAUAAACACACGCUCAGAAUACUUCAAGACUUCAGCAACGAGCCGAGCUCAAACCUGUCCUCUCACUCGCUGGAAAAGAUCACCGUUGGGGAGAGAUCCGAGGCUCUUAAAAGAUUUGAGCAGUUGACAGGUGACGAGAAGAGGCACGCGACACGGCACUCUACCUUGAAGAACGCAGUUGUCAAGGGUUCGAGGCUCUCUGCGCUAUUUGAGCAUCCUUUAUACACCAGGCCAUUGCCACCUUUAACAGAGGAAGACACUUUGUUCAAUGUCAACACUGAUAUAAGAUUUGACCCUAAAGCUGCAGAGAACCCAGAGUGGAAUGGGGAAGGUAAAGAUGGGAAUUAUGCUCCUACGGGCGAGAUGUCCUCAGAUUCCUACCCAAACUGGCUCCGCUUCCACAUUGGGAUCAACCGGUAUGAGCUGUACUCCAGGCACAACCCGGUCAUUGAUGCAAUGCUGAAGGAUCUGGUGUCACAGAGAAUUACCAGUGUUGCAAUGAAAUCUGGAGGUACGCAACUGAAGCUCAUCAUGACAUUCCAGAACUAUGGCCAGGCGCUCUUCAAGCCCAUGAAGCAGACACGGGAGCAGGAGACACCCCCAGACUUCUUCUACUUCUCCGAUUUCGAGAGGCACAACGCUGAGAUCGCAGCAUAUCAUCUCGAUAGGAUCCUGGAUUUCCGUCGAGUGCCGCCAGUGACUGGACGACUGAUGAAUAUGACCAAAGAGAUACGAGAUGUGACCCGUGACAAAAAACUGUGGAGAACCUUUUUCAUUUCACCAGCUAAUAACAUCUGUUUCUACGGUGAAUGUUCGUACUACUGCUCCACUGAGCAUGCUCUGUGUGGGAAGCCUGACCAGAUCGAGGGCUCUUUAGCAGCUUUUCUUCCCGACCUGGCCUUGGCCAAGCGCAGGACCUGGAGAAACCCCUGGAGACGGUCCUAUCACAAACGCAAGAAAGCAGAGUGGGAGGUGGAUCCAGAUUACUGUGAAGAGGUGAAGCAGACGCCACCCUAUGACAGCGGCACACGCCUGCUGGACAUCAUGGACAUGACCAUUUUUGAUUUCCUCAUGGGGAAUAUGGAUCGCCAUCAUUAUGAGACAUUUGAAAAAUUUGGAAAUGAAACUUUCAUUAUUCACCUUGAUAACGGAAGAGGCUUUGGUAAACAUUCUCAUGAUGAGCUCUCCAUACUGGUGCCUUUGAGUCAGUGCUGCAGGGUGAAGAAGUCGACUCAUUUACGGCUUCAGCUGUUGGCUAAGGAGGAGUUCAGACUGAGUGCUCUGAUGGAGCAAAGUCUGCAGACUGACACGCUGUCACCCAUUCUUAUUAGGCCUCAUCUGGAGGCCAUGGACCGCCGGCUGCACCUGGUGCUCCAGGUACUGGCCGACUGCAUUGAGAAGGAGGGCUACAGUAACGUAGUAGAGGAUGACAUGGUCACAGAGGGCAUGAACACGGGCACAGUCCCACAAAGGUAGUGGGCACAGACUGAUCAGGCACCACCCGGUGGGUCCUUUGAAGUCCCUCCACAGCUCUAUAGACCAUGAACGUCUUGCAAGAGAUGCUCUUGUUGAUAAACUUUUCUGAAUUCAGUGAAUUCCAAAGACUCAUUGUUCAACUGAUGGACCAUGUGAUAAAUAAAGACACACAGUAGACAAAGAAAGCAACGGUGUUCUGCAGUUCUGAAUCCAAAAUGUAAGCUGAUCUUCACAUGUAACAACCAGUGUUAUAAAGUAGGGGUUCUCAUCUGGUGCAUUGUCAGCAAAGAAAAAACAACACUUAAAUGCAAAUAAUAAAAUUAAUUAAUUAGAAUAAUAAUAAGUAGUAUUAUUAUUGCAGCUUAUAAAAUACAAUGCAAAUAAAACAGAAAUAAUAAUAAGAAAAAGAAGAAUAAAUACAGAUUGGUUAUUAAUACUUAUUAUAGUUUAUAAAAACAAUUAAACAUUAAUAAAAACCAAUGUUCCUAUUCAGCUUAUGUUGAUAUAAUUUUGGUAUAAUAGUGGACCUAAACGAUGAUAAUAAUAAUAUUAAUACAUUUUUAUAUUAUUACUUUAUAACAAUUUGACAAAAAAAUGUUUUUACAAAAUGGUAAUUUAUCCUGUUCGACCUAUGUCAUGUUUAUAAUUUGGCAUAUCAAUUAGUCUAAGCAGCUCUUGGUAGACUUAACUUUAAUAAUUCAUAUUUUUGUAUGAAUAAACAUUUUUGGCUCUGUAUUGUGUUGCCAUGUAAUGUCUAAUGUGAGAUGCAAAAGCGAAACCAGUUGAGAACCACUGUUAUAAAGGAUCUUAAUAAAUACAUAACUGAAAUUCAUAUAUUUCCAUGCUUUAACAGAAUAUCAUUUAACUAGUAUUUGCUGUCCCUUUGAAAAGUAUUUGACUAUUUGAACUUUAGAGUUAUAUCAGCUAUUUUUUUAAAGAAAUGAGCAAAGGAUGUGCAGGACAGUUCAUCUGCUACAGUGAAUGUUCGGCUGAAGUUUCAGUUCAAACUUAUGAGGAGCUACAGCUUCACAAACUCUCUCAGCAUUGUAUGUGACGUGUGCACCUUUGUCUGAAUAUAUGUUGACUGCCAUGUCUUCAAAUAAAAUUCUUUAUAUUCUCUCCAUACCAAGGAGGAAUAAGAAGAACUGUGCAUUCA
This is a messenger RNA of Carassius carassius (crucian carp), 3591 nucleotides long. RefSeq names its product extracellular serine/threonine protein kinase FAM20C-like. Gene Ontology annotation, molecular function: protein serine/threonine kinase activity. Gene Ontology annotation, cellular component: Golgi apparatus. Gene Ontology annotation, biological process: protein phosphorylation. The transcript has 10 exons. The record is from RefSeq and is a predicted model, not a curated record. Lineage: Eukaryota; Metazoa; Chordata; Actinopteri; Cypriniformes; Cyprinidae. The coding region runs from base 762 to 2435 and encodes 557 amino acids.